AUGGAGAUGCCGGACGGGACAACGGACAUUGUCCAUCCAGAAGUUCGCGCGCACAUCAACAGUCUCGUAUCCGCGCUUGGUGGCACAAGUGCCGACGACGAUGGCCGAUACAAGCUCGGUGACGACGCCCUCGAGGUCCUCCGCGAUUUGAAGAAAUGGAUUCGCUUCUACGACGAAAAAACGAACCGCAUGGACGUUGCGCGAUGCAUCUCGGACGCCAACCUGGUCGAAGGCGACCUCCUCCAGAUCCUCGCCAGCUGGCCCGAAAACGAUACAAACAACAAGUUCAAGGCUCGCGUCGCCCUCGCGUGUUUCGAGAUUAUGGUGCCUCUUACUUGGCCCAUGGAGCGAGACGCCGAGCGAAUGACGGUCAACCAUCACCGCCACAUACCUGUUCUCGAGCUUGCGCAAGUGGGCUACAAGCGGGCCAUCAUCAACUUUGACGGUGCUCAGAUUCUCAACACGGCGGUUCGGGCCGCCUUGCCAUCGAUGGCCAUGCCGAUUGGCGACCGAAGUCCUCGUGACCAAGGCAUCAUCAAGCUCGUGCUCUUUUUCCUUCGCAACAUAGCCAUGAUCACCCCUCCCCCGGGUGUGCAAUACGACGGCGACGAGACGCAGAUAUCCCGCUCCACGACGAUCGACGCAUUCUCUUUCCAGGACAUCUUUGCGGUGUUGCUGAUGAUCGCAUCGAAUAUGGGUGAAGACUUCCGCACCGAAGACGUGCUUGUCAUGGAAGUAAUAUACCACCUCGUUAAGCAGGUCGACAUCAAGAAGCUUUUCAUGGAUGAACGGCAGUUGAACAAGACAAAGGCCCAAGAGCUAUCAUCCAUGAUGAGCAAAGAGACUGCGAUGCGUAAUGCGUACAACCGCAAGGGCCCAACGCGCCAUAACCGAUUUGGUACCAUGGUGUGGAUGCAGCGUGACGAUGGAAAGGUGUCGACCAUCACCGGCCAGGAUGCGCUCGCAGACAGUGCCACACGACAGAAAAAGCUCGACGAAUCCAAGACCUUCAAGCCACCACGCAGGGCGAGGAAGGAGGAACUGGAAUCCAAGGACCUUGGCGCUCCAGUUAAGCUCAACGCAAGAGCCAAUGAUCAGCUCCGAACUUUUGUCGAAGACUUUCUCGAUGCGGGCUUCAACCCUCUGUUCGAGCAUGUCCGCAAAUCUCUGGAUCGAGAAGCGUCGCACGUCCUGUCUUACCAUCGGAGACAGUUCAUGUACCUCGUCGCCUGGUUCUUGGAAGCAGAACGAAUUCGUAGAAAGUAUAGACGAGAGUCCAAGAAGCCUGGCACAGCGGAGGAGGUCAGCAGCUUCAACCUCGUGGCUGGCGUUUUGAACCAGCCAAUGUUUGUCACUCUCACGAAGACGAUGCACGAUUCUUGGGAACAAAAGGACUGGCCCACCUUGACGGCUGCAAUGCGUUGCUUUACUCAGAUUUUGCUCACUGUUCAAGAGAUGACGGAGUCCGGUAACGAGGACGACGAGGAGAUUGCGGAAAACACCUUGAGCCGUCUUUUCUACGAAGAUUCUACACACGAUUUGAUCGCCAACGUCGUCAGGCAAUACAAAGAGCAGGGCUUCGAAUAUCUCGACAGCGCCACGGAGCUGACGCACCACUUCCUGCGGAUCCUGGAAGCGUAUUCGAAACAAAACGUCGACAUGCAAGUCCGAUCUCGCAAGCGGACUCGACGGAAGAAAAAGGCUGCUCAAGACACCGCGGGUGUAGAUACCCUCGACGAAGAAAACGAUGAUUCUGCAAACGACGAGGCCAACGCCGAGAGGGUUUCCAAGGAGCGCAAGUUCGACUUCCACCGGUUUACAUCACGCUUCACGCCCCAGGGAGUUGUCGACACCUUUGUCGCCUUUACCAAGUUCUACCGGGAUCUUGACGACUCUCAGCUUAAACGCGCUCACCGUUACUUCUACCGUGUUGCUUUUAAGCAGGAAAUGAGUGUGAUGCUAUUCCGGGUUGACAUCGUGCACCUCUUUUACAACAUGAUCAAGGGGCCGGAGCCUCUGGACAAGAGCUCAACGAUGUACAAGGAGUGGGAAGAACUCUCCAAGCAAAUCCUCAGGAAAUGCAUGCGCAAGAUUGAGCAACGACCCGAGCUCGUAAUCGAGUUGCUGUUCUCCAAGAUGAACAACACCGCCUUCUACUUGGAGUACGGCUACGAGAAACAGACUAUUUCGACAUCACAUGCCCGGCCCGCGGCAGAACUUGAGUUCAAGCAUACCGAAGAGCGCGAUCGACAAAUCGCUAUUGUCGUCGGAGCACUCCUUGACAAGAAUCAGGCGGAUCACAUAGCUUGGGUCAAGUCCAUGCUCGAGUCUGUUGAGAGCGAGCGGCGGGCUUGGGCAGCAGCAAACGAAGUUAUACCGUCUGUGGAGCGCACCGAGACAACUGCCGAAGAUGCACCAGCUGACGAGACGGCUAACCUUCCCCCUCCAUUCACUGUACGACCAGACAGUGAUACUCGUAGAACCGCCGUGUUCAAGAACUCCCACCUACGCCUCCUCAUGAAGCUCGUGGGUUUCGAACGUCUUGCUCCAACUAUUGAGGAGACCUCGCAGUCCUUGUGGAUUCUACCUGCACGAGUGACUGCAGAGGACCUGCAUGAGAGCCUGGACUUCAUCAACAAAGCCGAAUUCGACCCGCCCGUUUUCGAGGAUGGUCGUGCUGCUGACGAUCAGCUCCGGCGCAAGAAAGUUGCCCGAAAGCGAGCCGAGUAUGAUGACGACGAGGAUGGCGACGUUGACGAUGGCUUCCUCUUUGACCCCUUGGGACCUACCGUCCACAAAGCCAUUGACGAGCCUGCAUCCAAAAAGACAAAGCGCAGGCGUCGCAGAAAGGGGAGCGAAGAAGAAGAGGAGCCGAACGAUUCCGACUUGGAAGAAAGAGCCAAGAAGCGUAGAGAACGCGAGAGAGAAAAGGCGAGGAAAAUCAAGAGCCAGGCAUACGUUCAUGCCAGUGAUGACGACACGGAUGAGGAGUAUGACCGCGAGUUCUUCCUUCGGGAGGAGGCUCAGCGCUUGCGCAUGGCUCGCGUCGUGGAGAAGGUGACGCUGUCGGAGCCUACCAAGAGACUAUCUGCGGUUGCGCUCGACGACAAUGACGAUGAUCUGCUUGACUUGACGAAGGCCACCCAGUCGACCCAGGGGAGCGCUGAUGUGGACAUGGAUGCCGGGAGCGAGGUUGAGCAGGAUGGCGACAACCGAACGCCUUUGACAUCGAGCCCGUCUUCCUCGCAGGAAAAGGGUACGAGAAAACGGAGGCGGCUGUCUCCUGAAGAGCCCUCUCUCGAAAAAGGGGUCGAAGGGCCAAAGGAGACGAACGCCGACUCGGAAAAUGACGAGGAUGACGCCCCGGUGCCCGCAGCACGAUCACGGCAGCGCACGAGGGGAGGGUUCGUCAUGGAUAGCAGUGAUGAAGAGUGA
This is a messenger RNA of Colletotrichum spaethianum, 3435 nucleotides long. Its product is annotated as toxin zeta. Lineage: Eukaryota; Fungi; Ascomycota; Sordariomycetes; Glomerellales; Glomerellaceae. Bases 1 to 3435 code for a protein of 1144 amino acids. Gene Ontology annotation, molecular function: DNA binding. The transcript has 3 exons. The record is from RefSeq and is a predicted model, not a curated record. Gene Ontology annotation, biological process: DNA repair; DNA replication checkpoint signaling; replication fork arrest. Gene Ontology annotation, cellular component: replication fork protection complex.